AUGUUGUUCCUUCUUAUACUUAUUUCCUAAGCAUUUGCAGACUAAUUAGUAUUAUCGUAAAUUUUAUGGAGACACGGUGCUCGUACUCCACUUCAUUGUAAUUGGAAAUGCGAAGAAUUUAAGUAAUAGGGGAUGUUGAAUGGGUACUUGACAGCCACCGGAAUGAGACAACAUUUUGUUUUGGGAUAAUGGUUGAGAAAGAGAUACAUUGAGGACUAGAAAUUUUUGAGUUAGAAUUACAAUGAGGCAGAAAUCUACAUUGAGAGCACAGAUGUAAAUCGAACGAUAAUGAGUGCAUUGAGCAAUCUUUAAGGCAUGUAUCCAUUAGGAACAGGUCCAAAAGUAAAUCCGAAUCUUGAUCACUCCUAUCUACUUCCUCCCAACGAAAUUACUUUCGAAGAUUUGGGAAAUGAAGCCAUUCCUGGGUUAUUGCAAGUAGUUCCCGUUCACGUAAGAGAGAAGAAGGCAGACAUCUAUUUAAGAGGAUAUGAUCCCGUGGCUUGUCCAAGAAAUGAAGAAAUAAUUAACAGCAAUGUCAAUUCUAAAUUGUACCAUGAAAUCAAUCUCAAGUCCUAAUCCUUAAUAUUGGAUUUAGCAGAACAACUUGGAAUCGAUGCAUCCCUAUUAAAUAUCACAGAUUUAUACGAAUAUCAAGACACAUUCGAUUCUUGUGAAUUCAAUGGGUACUCGCUCCCCAAACUCAAAGAAAGCACUAAGGCUUAGAUGAAACUCCUCCAGUAUUUGUACUUCUCUCUUGAGCAUAAUAUAGACUUUGAUUAAGCUCGUCUUUUGGCCACUCCAUUCUUUACCAAAGUCUUGGACAAUAUGGAGAAUGUGUUAAACAAACUAACAAAGCACAAGUUCAGAAUUUUCUCUGCUCAUGAUACAACUGUUGAACUGAUUUUGAAUGCUCUUAAUUUAACAACUGUUGAGUGUCUAAAACAAGUGUAUUUCAAAUAGGAAGUAUCGAAUAAGAACUGCAUCUACACCUUCCCAGGCUAUGCUAGCAAUAUUAUAUUUGAAUUGUAUAAGAAGCAGGGAUUAGAGGAUCAGUAUUAUGUUUAAGUCUUAUAUAAUGGCACUGUGAUGCCAAUUUGCAAUAAUAAAUACAAGUGUGAUUAUGAAGAAUUCACUUCCAUUAUUCAAUUACAAAAUGUAAAGAACUAUGAGGAGGAAUGCUGGUUAACUCCCAAAAUUCAAAAAGAAAUAGCCACUUGGUUAGUUGUAGUCAUUAGUGUUGCAUUAACUUUGUUGUUUGUGUUCUCCAUAUGCAUUAUUUAUUUAUCGGUAAGACAGAAAAGAUUGGACUAAUAUGUAAAAGGAGUUUAAUAAUUUGAAGCUUGA
This is a messenger RNA of Paramecium tetraurelia, 1344 nucleotides long. RefSeq lists its product as uncharacterized. Gene Ontology annotation, molecular function: phosphatase activity. Gene Ontology annotation, biological process: dephosphorylation. The record is from RefSeq and is a predicted model, not a curated record. Lineage: Eukaryota; Ciliophora; Oligohymenophorea; Peniculida; Parameciidae. The transcript is spliced from 4 exons.